AUGCUUCGAUCUAAAGGUUUUAUUAAGCGCACAAAGAAAGGAAACGCUGUCAAAGUAGUACAAGAACAUUAUUUGCGUGAAGAUAUAUGGUGUUCUGUCGAGUCUUGCUCUCAAUGUUCUCACACUGAAUCCAUACUGAGAGUAAUUCCGUCAAAUACGAAGAUAGUAGACUCGCCUCACUUUAUCGUCGCGGACACCAACUUAUUUAUGAAUCAGAUUGAUAUCAUCGAGCAUAAAUCUAUUCGAAACGUUAUUGUUUUGCAAACUGUAUAUGAAGAAAUACGGCAUCUGAGCCUUCCUAUCUAUAAUCGUCUAAAAGCUAUUAUUAGUGACACGAGCCGUGGCUUUUAUGUUUUUUCGAAUGAGCAUCACAGGGAAACAUAUACAGACAGACUUAAAGAUGAAUCUCCAAAUGAUAGAAAUGACAGAGCAAUAAGAUUGGCUGUGAAGUGGUAUUCUACGCAUUUAAAUAGGACUGCCAAAGUUUUGCUUUUAUCGGAUGAUGUAGCGAACAGGGAAAAAGCAAAAAAAGAUGGACUGCUAGCUUUUUCAGUUAGACAGUAUGUGGAAGGAAUGGUCGAUUUUCCUGAAUUAAUUGAUAUGCUUGGGAAUACAGCCGAUAAUCAAGAAACGAAAAAUAAGGAGUUUACAUAUGAAGAGCACUUGAGUUCAGCGCAUAUUUCCAAUGGAUUAAAAAACGGAUCACUAUAUCAAGGAAGUUUGAGUAUCAGCACACAUAAUUAUCUUGAGGGGUCAAUUAUGGCGAAUGUUGAUGGAACUGACACUCAAAUUAUGAUACUCGGUCGUCAAUAUAUGAAUAGAGCAAUACAAGGGGAUAUUGUUGCUAUCCAACUGUUUCCACGGACGGAAUGGCUUAAGACGCCAACCGAGGUGAUAGUAGAUGAAGAGGAAGAAAAUAUGUCGACCAAUGGAGAAGCUAAAGAAAAUAAUAAUAUCGAAGUUGAAGAGAUGUUAACUUCCGCACCACAACCUACUGGCAAAGUGAUCGGAAUUAUUAAGCGAAAUUGGAGACCAUAUUGUGGAUUCAUUAGAAAACAAACCGUUCAAGGAUCUUCUACAUCGACAUUGUCAGAGAAUGUUUUAGUUAUUACAAUGGAUAGGCGAAUUCCUUUUAUUAGGAUAAGAACACGACAGGCUCAAAAUUUGAUGGGGCAAAGAAUACUGGUCUCAAUUGAUGCUUGGCCCAAAGAUUCAAAAUACCCAAUGGGUCAUUUUGUUCGUGCGCUCGGUUCUGCAGGUGAUAAGGAUACCGAAACUCAAGUCUUGUUAUUAGAACACGACGUUCCGCAUCAAGAUUUUUCAUUACAAGUUUUAAGUGAUCUUCCAAUCGAAAGGGAAGCUUGGAAAGUUAAUGAAGACCAACUGCGCGAUCGAAUGGACUUGAGGAACUUGAAUAUUUGUAGUAUAGAUCCUCCAGAUUGUACGGAUAUUGAUGAUGCCUUACAUGCUCGACAACUUCCUAAUGGCAAUUAUGAGGUGGGAGUUCAUAUCGCUGAUGUCACACACUUUGUUAAACCGGGAUCUGCGUUAGAUCAAGAAGCUGCUACUCGUGGCACUACUGUAUACUUGGUUAACAAGAGAAUCGACAUGAUACCAACCUUACUUGGAUGCAAUUUAUGCUCACUUCAUGAAAAAGUGGAUCGAUUGGCUUUUUCCUGUCUAUGGGAAAUGAGUGCAGACGCAGAUAUAAUCCAGGUUAAUUUUACCAAAAGUGUUAUUUCUUCCAAGGCUUCUUUAACUUAUGAUGAAGCUCAAAGAAGAAUUGAUGAUCUUCGAAUGAAAGACGAUUUAACAGAGGGUUUAAGACUUCUUAACAAACUUGCUAAAAAGCUACACGCUAGACGCUUGGAACGUGGUGCUCUGACAUUAGCGAGUCCUGAAGUGCGAUUUCAAUUAGAAAAUGAUUCGCAAGAUCCUGUUGAUGUCGUAGAAAUGAAGGAUUUAAAGGAAACGAAUGCUCUUGUUGAAGAAUUCAUGUUGCUUGCCAAUAUUUCUGUGGCUCAAAAGAUCAUUUCGAAAUUCCCUGCUUCUUCAUUGUUAAGACACCAUCCGCCUCCUACUGAAUCAAAGCUAGAAAACUUGGCACAAUCAAUUUCCCAGUUUGGAUUUACUUUGAAAUAUAAUACUUCUAAAGACCUGGCAGAUUCCUUGAAUAAGGCGGCGAUACCGAAUGAACCUUAUUUCAAUAAAUUAUUGAGAAUAAUGACAACCCGAUGCAUGAUGCAGGCUAAGUAUUUUUGUUCUGGGAAUUUUGGCAAAAAGGAUUUUCUGCAUUAUGGCCUCGCCUCGGAAAUUUACACUCAUUUCACAUCCCCCAUCAGAAGAUAUUCUGAUAUAAUAGUUCAUCGACUAUUGGAAGCGUGUAUUAACACCAAUUCUGUAUAUAGCAGUGAAUUGACAGAUAAAACAAAAAUGCAAAAGCUCUGUGAUGGGUUAAACUAUCGUUAUGUGAUGGCACAAUUAGCAGCCCGAAGUUCUGUUGAAUUACACACCAAUAUUUUUUUCAAAGGAAAAACCGAAAAAGAAGAAGGAUUUGUCACACGUAUACUCAAAAAUGGAUUUAUCGUUUUGAUUCCAAGAUAUGGAAUCGAAGGCAUUGUCUGCUCGUCAAAGAGCUCUCUUAGCGCUACUCCCGCCUCGCCAGUUGUCUAUAACCCCCACACUAAUAGUCUUGACUCAUCUUUAUGUGAUAUCAGCAUCAAACUUUUCAACAAGGUGAUGGUGCAAAUUACCAUUGAUGAAGAUUUAGUUGGUGGUAUGAGGCAAAAAUUGAAGAUAGAGCUGUUAAAUCCCUACAUACCCGGUUUGAGUGUCAAUAAUGAAGGGAAAGGAAGUGUAAGAAAAUCUGAUGAUGAAAAUAGAUUAUCCUCUAAUGUCAAGAGGAUGAAGAUUAAUGUAUAA
This is a messenger RNA of Ambispora gerdemannii, 2922 nucleotides long. The record is from the annotation of a GenBank genome assembly. NCBI's taxonomy places the organism in Eukaryota, Fungi, Glomeromycota, Glomeromycetes, Archaeosporales, Ambisporaceae.